AUGGUCCAACUUUACGUUCAAAUCCCAGGAGACACAACAAACUGUCCAGAAUGGGCAAUUAUUGAUCUACAGGGAGAUUUAGAAACACGACAUCCAGUACCAUUAAGUGGAAAGUUUAUUGGUGAUUUACAUUUUACUAAAAAGGAUGCUCCUGUAUUUAUCAUUGGUCACCACAUUCUUUACGGGAAAAUUGUUGAACUUGAAAAACCAUUUGCUGUACUAAAAAAAAUGAUAUCAACAGAUGAGAGUAAUGAUAAUAUGGACACAGAUUGUGAUAAAGACAAUAAUCAUUAUGAAGUAGAAGCUUUAAUCAGAAAGAAAAUACUGUUUAAAACAAGACCCAAACCUAUCAUCGCUAACGUUCCCAAAAAGUUGUGA
Molecule: messenger RNA, 378 nt
Organism: Lottia gigantea (owl limpet)
Lineage: Eukaryota; Metazoa; Mollusca; Gastropoda; Lottiidae
Exons: 3
Coding region: 1-378 (125 amino acids)
Biological process (GO): mitotic sister chromatid cohesion
Cellular component (GO): Ctf18 RFC-like complex
Source: RefSeq, a predicted model, not a curated record